Messenger RNA from Trichomycterus rosablanca, 1125 nucleotides. Its product is annotated as testis-specific serine/threonine-protein kinase 1-like. The transcript has a single exon. Bases 67 to 1080 code for a protein of 337 amino acids. Gene Ontology annotation, molecular function: protein serine/threonine kinase activity; ATP binding. Lineage: Eukaryota; Metazoa; Chordata; Actinopteri; Siluriformes; Trichomycteridae. The record is from RefSeq and is a predicted model, not a curated record. Gene Ontology annotation, biological process: protein phosphorylation; intracellular signal transduction. Gene Ontology annotation, cellular component: cytoplasm.
CAGCAGAGACGAUCAGAUGAGCAGAUAAACUCAGAGCUCUGGUCCACGUGCCACGUUUAGGAAGUGAUGGAGAAGGUGGCUCUGAUACUAAGCAGGCGAGGCUACACCAUGGGCAUCAGCCUGGGUCAGGGUUCCUACGCCAAGGUCUGGUCUGCUUAUUCAAAGCAGCUGAAGAUGAACGUCGCUGUCAAGAUCAUCAACCAGCACAACGCGCCAAAGCCCUUCCUGGAGAGGUUCCUGCCCAGAGAGCUGGAUAUCCUGUCUUCACUCAACCACCAGAACGUGGUCCGUACCUUUGAGAUCUUCAGGACGAGUGACAGGGUGUUUAUCGUGAUGGAGCUGGGUGCACAGGGUGACUUGCUGGAUUUAAUCAAGCUGAGAGGAGCCCUGCCCGAGAAAUUUGCCAAAAAGCUCUUCUGCCAGCUCACGCUUGCCAUGGAGUACCUGCAUGACCAGGACAUCGGGCACCGUGAUCUGAAGUGUGAGAACCUCCUACUGGACAAGAACUUUAACCUGAAGGUCUCAGACUUUGACUUCAGUAAAAGGUUGAAGUACCAGUACGGUCGGAUGGUGCUGAGCAUGACUUUCUGUGGCUCGUUGGCCUACGCCGCCCCCGAGGUCCUGCAGGCGAUCCCGUACAACCCCAAAGUGUCUGACGUAUGGAGCAUGGGCGUGGUACUCUACAUCAUGCUGUGGGGCUCCAUGCCCUUCGACGACUCCAACAUCAAGACCAUGGUGAGGGCACAGAACGCGCACCAAAUCGACAUCCCACAGACCACAACGGUUCCCAGCGAGUGCAGGGAUCUGAUCUACAACCUCCUGCACCCCAACACCGUGCUCAGGUUCACGGUCCAGCAGAUACUCCAGCACAGCUGGAUUCAGAGCAGGUCUGAGGCUGCUGAGGGGGGCAGGGGGCAGCACCACACCCCGUCCACCUCCAGGGUCUGCACACAGGAGACCGACGGCGAGGACAGAAAGGAGACGUCAUCAGAUUCUGCUGGAGCUUCAGAACCAGCCGAACCGAACCCGCCCGGUGAUGCCGACGCAGGCGCCGGGGGUCAGGGAGGGCGUGUCUGCUAAAUCCCUGUAGCUACACCAGCUAAAUAAACACAACAUGGCAACUCA